AUGGCUCGACAGCCCGUUAGUGGUACUUUAGCUGGACAAUCUGUUUGUGCGUUGCCUCUGUCUUCACAAGAAUGGCAUUCAACAGGAUGGAUUGAAAAGCUGCAGAUCCAUCGUCGAGAUUGUAUAAUAUAUCAACCACGAAACCAUCGCAAUGUAGACGAUAAUUUAUGUGUAUGUAAUCGUUGGUUACACGAACAUCGUUGGUUACACGUUCCUCAGAAACAUACAGAUGAAAAUGCAAUGUGGUCAAUUGAGAAUAAUACGAAAACGCAAUUAACGAAUGCUUACGCUAACUUAGAAAAUACAAGCGCACAGACUGAUCAGACUCGGUACAGCGGCUUGACUGGUGCAGUAGCAGACACAGUCAAGCAAGCUGAUUGUUAA
Molecule: messenger RNA, 384 nt
Organism: Didymodactylos carnosus
Lineage: Eukaryota; Metazoa; Rotifera; Eurotatoria; Philodinida; Philodinidae
Source: the annotation of a GenBank genome assembly